Messenger RNA from Funneliformis geosporum, 1764 nucleotides. The record is from the annotation of a GenBank genome assembly. NCBI's taxonomy places the organism in Eukaryota, Fungi, Glomeromycota, Glomeromycetes, Glomerales, Glomeraceae.
AUGAAAGUUGGGACAUAUUUAAUUAAAAGAUUAAAGGAAUUAGGUAUCAAGCAUGUAUUUGGAAUACCCGGUGAUUUCAAUAUGGACAUUUUGGAUUAUGUAGAAGAUGAAGAAGGAAUUGAAUGGAUUGGAGGAUGUAAUGAAUUGAAUUGUGGUUAUGCCGCUGAUGGUUAUGCAAGGAUUAAUAAAAUAUCCGCCUUGAUAACAACUUUUGGUGUAGGUGAACUUUCGGCAAUUAAUGCCAUUGCGGGUUCAUUCUCGGAAAUAGUUCCAGUUGUACAUAUAGUAGGGACCCCUUCCACUAAAUCUCAAUCCGAAGGGGCAAUAUUGCAUCAUACCCUUGGCAAUGGAGAUUUUAGAAUUUACACGAGAAUAUACCAAGAAAUUACGGUAGCCCAAACUUGUCUCAAUCAAAAUAAUGCAAAAUCUGAGAUUGAUCGAGUAUUAAGAGAAUGUUAUAUAAAAGUAAGACCAGUUUAUAUCUCCCUACCAGUUGAUGUAUGUCAUCAAGAAAUUGAUGUUGUCACGGAUCUUUCGGAGGAUCUAUUAAAUUUAUCCUUAUCCGAAAAUUGUCAUGAUGUCGAAUAUACUGCUGUAAAUCACAUAGUUGAAAUUAUUCGUAAAUCUAAUCGUACAAUUGUUCUCAUCGAUGUUGGAACUUCCCGUUAUGAUGCUACAAAUGAAAUAUUGGAAUUUAUUGAAAAAACUGGACUUCCAUUUUUUACUUCUCCAAUGGGAAAGGGGAUUAUAUCUGAAGAUCAUCCGCAAUUUGGUGGAAUUUAUAUUGGUAAUGUAAGCGAAUCCCACGUUAAAAAUGAAGUUGAACAUGCUGAUUUAAUCAUUUCCGUCGGUGCGAUCAAGUCAGAUUUCAACACGGGGGGAUUUUCUUACCAUGUAUCUCAAGCAAAAACCAUAGAAUUUGGACACGAAAAAGUCAAAGUCUUCUAUGCGCAUUACGAAAAUCUUUCUUUGAAACAAAUUUUGCCUAAAAUCACGUCAUGCUUGGAAAAUUUGAAUAAUCUUCCACAAAUUCAACCCCCAUAUCAAUAUCGUCUACUUCCUGAAGAAGUGGAAUCUAAACUGAUCGUUCAAAAUUGGUUUUGGAGAGAGAUUUCUUCAAAAUUUUUUAAACCUAAUGAUAUUAUUAUAGCAGAAACUGGUACUUCAAUGUUUGGAUUAAUGGACAUUAAAUUUCCUAAAGGUGCAACAUUUAUUAGUCAAAUCUUAUACGGAAGUAUCGGAUAUAGCGUCGGUGCUACUUUGGGCGCUGCUUUAGCUGCGAGAAAUAAUCAAAUGAAAAGACGUGUUAUUUUAUUCGUGGGAGAUGGAUCUUUACAAUUGACCGUACAAGAAAUUUCCACAAUGAUUCGUUACAAUAUUCAACCUAUUAUUUUUAUUCUUAACAACGAAGGAUAUACCAUCGAGCGAAUGCUUCAUGGACUUAAACGUGAAUAUAAUGAUAUUCAACAAUGGGAUUUCUGUAAAACAUUGGAUUACUUUGGUGGGGCAGGAAAAGGAAAUUCCGUUAGAAUCUCAACAAAGGAUGAAGUAGAAUCUUUUAUUCAGAAAUUUUCGCCGGAUAAAAUUCAAAUUGUUGAAGUUAUUAUGGAUAAAUAUGAUAUUCCCAGAGCUUUGUUAGAAACUGCUAAAAAUACUUAUAAACAACAUGUUUAUGAAGAAGUUAUUCCCGUUCUAAAGCAGACGAAGGAAAAAAGGAUUAAAGAAGAGUUGGAUGAAAAGACGAAAGGAGUUAAGGAAUUCUAA